Amphiprion ocellaris (clown anemonefish) is the source of this 2345-nucleotide messenger RNA. RefSeq names its product zinc finger protein with KRAB and SCAN domains 8-like. Lineage: Eukaryota; Metazoa; Chordata; Actinopteri; Pomacentridae. Gene Ontology annotation, molecular function: DNA-binding transcription factor activity; RNA polymerase II cis-regulatory region sequence-specific DNA binding. Gene Ontology annotation, biological process: regulation of transcription by RNA polymerase II. The record is from RefSeq and is a predicted model, not a curated record. The transcript has 2 exons. Bases 144 to 1214 code for a protein of 356 amino acids.
UUUCUGCCGGAACUUCACAGUGUGACACCUGGCGGAUUUAAACAAAGAAGCAUGAGCAGAGUUAGCUUUACUGCUGUGUGGACUGAGCUAUAAAACGGCUGUAUUAUAGUAUCAUUGAGAAAUAUUAGAGCAUUAAAGUAACGAUGUGUUCAGUUGAGCAUCUGAGAGAGUUGAUCAGGGACAGACUAACUGCUGCUGCUGGAGAAAUAUUCACAGAGUUUGAAAAAACCAUCGUCCAGUACCAGGAGGAGAUCGAUCGUCAGCGCACACUGCUGGAUGUCAUCUGGAAACCACACAUCCCCUUACAAUCCAUAGAGCUCCCACAGUCUUAUGUCUGUGAGAAUGAGAAGACUCUCGUUGACCAUCAGCCCCAUGACCAGGAGAGAAACUCCACGGUGGACCAUGAGGACCCAGAACCUCCACUGAUUAAUGACCAGCAGGAGGAACUCUGCACCAGUCUGGAGCAAUCAAACCCAGAGAUUUCUCAAAUUAAAAAGGAACAGGAAGAAUUCUGCACUAUUCAGAACAAGUCAAAUCCAGAGCGUCCUCAAAUUAAAAAGGAACAGGAUGAACUCUGCUCCAGUCAGGAGGAAGAGCUACUUGGAUUGAAACAGGAGACUGAUACCUUUGUCGUGACUUCUGCUUCUGAGGAAAGUGAUCACACUAAACCAAAACCAAACAAUGAUCAGCUCCUGUUUCACAUCUCUUGUGAAGCUGAGAACCCAGAUCAGGAAGGAAGCAAGGAUGUAGACUCAGGAUCAACUAGAUGUAUCAAGCUGAAGCCAAGACAUCACAGUAUCAGCAGUCAAAGUAAUGAUGUAGACAAUGUUCCAGUGUCAGAGAGACAGUGUGAUAAUGACAAGGCAACAAAAUCUCUAACAUGUGAGAUUUGUGGAAAAGCUUUUAGGUAUAAGUCAGAGUUAAUCAGACAUCACAGAACCCACACAGGUGAGAAGCCGUAUUCUUGUGGUACAUGUGGAAAAAGCUUCAGUCAACGGUGCACUUUUACUGCUCACAUGAGAUGUCACACAGGUGAGAAGCCGUAUGUUUGUAACACCUGUGGAAAAAGAUUUUCUGGUUCAUCAGCACAUAACAGGCACAUGACAGUUCACAAAAUGGGAAAGUCGUAUUCUUGUGGAACCUGUGGAAAAAGUUUCAUUCAGCGUUCCCAUUUGACUGCCCACAUGAGAAUCCACACAGGUGAGAAGUCGUGAUCCUGAAACAUCUGUGGAAAACUUCACGUCAGAACUAAGCUUGAAACAACAUGUAAGAAUUGAUACAGGUUAAAAGUAGAUCCCUGAAAUUUAAAGCACCUUUAGACUGUGCUUCAACAACAGUUGUGAGGAAUUAUGUAAGCAGUCCUUGAUGAUUAGACCAGAUGGAGUCUGGACUGUGGUGGUGGUGGAGCAGUCAGAAGAACCAAACUGAAUAUCUGGAUGGAUAUGGUAUUAGUACAGACUGCUACAUUUCUGAUAUCAUGACAUCUUUCAUCAGCAGAGCAGUGAUUUGAGAUAUUAUGAAGCUGUUUGGAACAUUUUCACAUCCUGCUGAGAGAACAUGGCUGUUCAGGUGUGAACAUACUGCUGGAAUCUACACAGCUUGAGUUCUGUUGUCUUUCAAGUAAAAUGAGGCAGCAAGAUACUGAGACAUUCUGACAGUAAGACACAACAGAGUGUUGCUGCAGUAGAGGAAAUGUGCACGUGAAACAAAGUUGUAAUAAAAUAUGCAGCUCCAUGAUUGCUUCAUGAAAUGUUUUGAAUGUAUUUAAAGAGAUGAACUUUUACACAUUUAAUGAUGAGUGUAACAUUGAAGAGCCCCAGCAAGAAUAUCUCUGAAUCAGAUAUCAAAGACAUAACCAACAUUAUUAUGUUUUGAAGCAACACACACGUGGUUUUACUAGUAGUAGCUGAUACACCCCUGCAAAUGUUAACACCAGAAAUGUUAAAAACAGGUGAAGCUGUAUUGCAGUUUGUGCUGUUUUGAUAAAGAUCUUGUGCUAUUUGUCUUCUUAUAUCACCACAUAGGUCAUCUGUUUGAUUUAGUAGGAUGUCAUUGUGUCGUCAUUCAGCAAAUUUAAAACAACAGCAAAUGAGUCAAAGUAUUUUCCAGUAGAGAAUUAAGUAUUGUUGGAAAGUCUUCCAUGUUUCUUUAUUGUGAAACUAUUUUGGUUAUGACGUCACUUCCUUUCCAAGUCUCCUCUGUACUGAGCGCGCAUAAUACCGAAUGGAUGCACCUCGUGUGCGUGCAUAAACUGAAACCGCACACACACCCGUAUACUCCUUCAACCUAUUCAUACUGCAUCCAUCCCGUCCUGUCCAACUUCAUAUUAAAGUUCUUGGAAAUAC